This is a messenger RNA of Cynoglossus semilaevis (tongue sole), 3863 nucleotides long. It is a transcript of the gene sulf2b, whose product is annotated as sulfatase 2b. The transcript has 25 exons. Lineage: Eukaryota; Metazoa; Chordata; Actinopteri; Pleuronectiformes; Cynoglossidae. Bases 678 to 3311 code for a protein of 877 amino acids. Gene Ontology annotation, biological process: positive regulation of vascular endothelial growth factor production; glomerular basement membrane development; negative regulation of fibroblast growth factor receptor signaling pathway. Gene Ontology annotation, cellular component: plasma membrane; Golgi apparatus; endoplasmic reticulum. The record is from RefSeq and is a predicted model, not a curated record. Gene Ontology annotation, molecular function: N-acetylglucosamine-6-sulfatase activity; calcium ion binding; glycosaminoglycan binding.
UGAUCCCAGGGAGCAGUUGGAGUUGGCAGCACGAGUGAUGCGAGACGGCCCAGGCUAAAAGAUUGUGCUGGUCGACCCCGGCUACCCAGACUGUUGCUAGUCAACAUGCAGCCUCUGGAAAACAAACUGGGUGAGAUAAGAACUGGGAUUACUUCGCAGUUAGAACUGAGAGUUUGCGCUCUAAUUUCCACCAAACUCCCAGACAGCCAGUUAUUUACAGACUUACUCUCUACACCCAGACGACUGGACCUCAGCCUCAGCCGCCGGAUUACAGGCGGAGCUGGAGACGAUCCCAGCAGUCAUCGGGAGAAGGCGAGGCAAAGCCUGGAUACUUUGCCAGACUAUCACAAUGCCAAAUGGAGCGAUAACAACCGUUCAGACUAACACAUGGAACUAUGGAAGGCGUCGCCGUGCCGAAGUUAGUUACAAAAGAGACGACACAACCGUUUCCUCAUACAGAAGAGAGCACGGAGUGAGUCCUUCAACUUUAUCUUCCACAUCUUCAUCGUCCCCAUCGCCCUCCUGUUGCUGCUGCCGCCCCAGGGCCAGAGGUCGGAGGGGAGAACACCUGCUGGCGGCAAACGACAUCCACUUGGAGGAGAUUUAACUCAGCAGCACAAGCAGCAGACCCUGAAACCUUGAACCUGAAACCCUGGAAUCCAUCAAUCCAUCCAUUGAUGGAUUUGUCGGCAGCCAUGAAGCACCAAUUUGUUCUCCUUCUGAUUCUCUCGGUGACGCUCAGUUACACCUACUGCCAGUCCAACCAACGUCUGAAGCCCCGCCUCCAAAGGGACAGACGAAACAUUCGGCCAAACAUCAUCCUGAUCCUGACUGACGACCAGGACCUGGAGCUGGGCUCCAUGCAAGCCAUGAAUAAGUCUCGCCGCAUCCUGGAAGAAGGUGGGACGUCGUUCACAAACGCCUUCGUGACCACGCCCAUGUGCUGUCCUUCACGUUCCAGCAUGCUCACUGGGAAGUAUGUCCACAACCACAACACCUACACCAACAAUGAGAACUGUUCCUCGCCGUCAUGGCAACGGCAGCAUGAACCCAGGAGCUUUGGGGUUUAUCUUAAUAGCACUGGAUACAGGACUGCUUUUUUCGGGAAGUACCUGAACGAGUACAACGGCUCGUACGUUCCUCCAGGGUGGAGGGAGUGGCUCGGUCUGGUGAAGAACAGCCGCUUCUACAACUAUACUCUGAGUCGCAAUGGAGUCAGAGAAAAGCAUGGAGCUCAGUAUCCACAGGACUACCUGACCGACCUGAUCACGGACGAGUCAAUACGUUACUUUCGUGCCUCAAAGAGAGUUUAUCCUCAUCGACCUGUUCUGAUGGUUCUGAGCCAUGCAGCUCCACAUGGACCCGAGGACUCGGCACCGCAGUACAGCACAGCCUUUCCCAACGCCUCGCAGCACAUAACUCCUAGUUACAACUAUGCUCCGAACCUGGACAAACACUGGAUUAUGCGUUACACUGGCCCCAUGAAGCCUAUCCACAUGGAGUUCACCAACAUGCUGCAGAGGAAACGUCUGCAGACGCUACUGUCGGUGGACGACAGCGUGGAGAAGCUCUACAACAUGCUGGUGGAGACAGGGGAGUUGGAAAACACCUACAUUAUCUACACAUCUGACCACGGAUACCACAUCGGACAGUUUGGCCUGGUCAAAGGUAAAUCUAUGCCCUAUGAGUUUGACAUCAGGGUCCCCUUCUACAUCAGAGGACCAAAUGUGGAGCAGGGAAGCAUUAAUCCUCAUGUAGUGCUCAACAUUGAUCUGGCUCCAACGAUACUGGACAUCGCAGGCCUGGACACACCUCCGGACAUGGACGGAAAGUCAAUCCUGUCAUUGCUGGACCCAGACAAACUUGUCAACAGGUUCCAGGCGAACAGGAAACCAAAGGUGUGGAGAGACUCGUUCCUGGUGGAGAGAGGGAAGCUGCUGCACCAGCGUGUGGAGGGAAAGGAAGUGACACAGGAAGAGAACUUCCUGCCCAAAUACCAACGAGUGAAAGAUUUGUGUCAGAGAGCUGAGUAUCAGAGCCCCUGUCAGCAGACUGGACAGAAGUGGCAGUGUGUGGAGGACGCCACAGGAAAACUGCGACUCCACAAAUGCAAGAAUGAAGAGGGCGGAGCCAAAAGACUCCAGAGAGGCGUGGUUGGUCAGCAGCGUCCAAUCAGCUUCAAGGCUCAAACGUACCAGCGCAGCCCGCACAAAUGUGACUGUGACCUGACGGAUUUACGAUCUCUAAACCUGCGUCCGUCCGUUAUGAAACCAUUCAACAACAAACCUUUCUUCUCUAGAAAAAAGAUUAAAGCUCUAAAGAGUUACUCCAGAAACCGUUACACUCGCUCUGCGCUCCUAAACAAUGGUACGCCGGGUAACUACAGCCUUACAGGGGGCGCAGAGAUGGAGGAGGAGGAGGAGGAGGAGGAGUUCAGUGGAAUGGGCAAAGAUCCAAGGAUUGUGGCUCUGCCUUCAAACUCAAUUAAGGUCACACACAGAUGCUCGAUCCUCCCUAAUGCCACAGUGAAGUGUGACACUGGAGUGUAUCAGUCCCUGCAGGCUUGGAAAGACCACAAACUGCACAUAGACCACGAGAUCGAGACUCUGCAGACCAAGAUCAAAAACCUGAGAGACGUGAGAGGUCACUUGAAGAAGGCCCGUCCCCUGGAGUGUGACUGUAACAAAUACCGGUACGCAUUCAAACUGAGAAACAAGCUAAAACACCGCAGCAGCAUCCACCACCCCUUCAGAAAGGGUGGAGCUCGAGACAAGAAGGCGUGGCUUCUGAAGGAGCAGAAGAGGAGGAAGAAGAUGAGGAAGAUGAUAAAGAGGAUCAAGAACAAUGACACGUGUUCCAUGCCUGGACUCACCUGCUUCACACACGACAACCAGCACUGGCAGACUGCCCCCUAUUGGACAUUGGGACCUUUCUGUGCUUGCACCAGUGCGAACAACAACACCUACUGGUGUCUGAGGACCAUCAAUGAGACACACAACUUCCUGUUUUGUGAGUUUGCCACAGGGUUCCUGGAGUAUUUUGACCUCACCACAGAUCCGUAUCAGCUCAUUAACGGGGUUAGCACCUUGGAUCGAACCAUGUUGAAUCAGCUUCACGUUCAGUUGAUGGAGCUCAGAGGCUGCAAAGGACACAAGCAGUGUAACCCUCGGACGCGUUCAAUGGAACCUGGAGGACGGGAAAAUGGAAGCUUUGAAGACUACAGGGUGUUUGAAAAGAGGAAUUGGCCAAAAGUGAAGAAACCCUCAUCUACUCGAACCCUUGGUCCUAUCUGGGACGGCUGGAAGGGAUAAUCCUCUCACUCAGUUGCUGCUCGGCUCCGCCGAUAACAGCCUGAAGGAGGAGGGCGGGGUCAUCCACAGCUGACGCCUUCAACAUCCACCACACCAAUCACCUUCUGCCGUUAAUGUAACAUCAUCACGCUGCUGCUCAGGGACAUGCUGGGAUUCAAACUCUUGACGUCUUUGAAGACUUUGCUGUCUCUCCUCUUAAGUUGGCUUGUGAAGGGGGAGGAGCCAGUGAUCGGAAACUGGGAGGAGUCUAAGGUUGACUAUGAUGAAGAGCAGGAAAAGAAGCAGCCUGUCGUGGAGACCUUUUAACUUUGCCUGUCCUUCUUUUUCUCCCAUCUCCCUUAUUUACUACCUCUGUCUCUGUUUUUUUUUUUUUUUUUCUUUCUUCGUUUUUUUUCCCCAUUCUUUCUAACCUGCUUCUUUUCUUCGUUCCUCUCAGUGGCAGUAUUUGUUUUCAGUCUUCUAGAAUAUUCUUCUCCCAUACACUGUCAAGAGAUGCAAACAUCUGAAACUGUCACAUUUUGAAUAAUGUCGCUUCCGUUUUUUGUUUUUUUU